Molecule: messenger RNA, 1865 nt
Organism: Helianthus annuus (common sunflower)
Lineage: Eukaryota; Viridiplantae; Streptophyta; Magnoliopsida; Asterales; Asteraceae
Product: organic cation/carnitine transporter 4
Exons: 2
Coding region: 114-1703 (529 amino acids)
Biological process (GO): transmembrane transport
Cellular component (GO): membrane
Molecular function (GO): transmembrane transporter activity
Source: RefSeq, a predicted model, not a curated record
UUAAAGUAAAAAACUCAAGUGGUAUAUCCCCCUAACUUCAAAGAUCUAUAAUAUUCCACAAUGAUACCACUCCUCCCCACAACAAAUAAUAAUAGCACACUCCGGCGACUCCUAUGACCACCAACACCCCCACCCUAUCCUUGCCGGACGAUCUCCGGUCACCCCUCAUCCCACCGGAUGAUAAAAACCGCCUCGACGGGCACCAUGAACCGCCCGUCGAGCGCCUUUGCAUUGACGUAAUGCUACGCAAAUAUUGCGGUGAAUUCGGGUAUUGGCAAUUUAAACACUUUGUUCUAACAUCUAUGGCUUGGGCUUUGGAGGCUUUCCAUACCAUGGUCAUGAUUUUCGCCGACCGGGAACCAGACUGGAGUUGCGAACCGGGUUCGGACUGCGUAGUGACCUCGGACGUUUGCGCGCUUCAACCGGGUACGUGGCGGUGGGACGGUGGCUCCGGGAUGAGUACGGUGGCGGAAUGGGGAUUAGUUUGUGGCCAGAAAUAUAAGGUGGGACUUGUUCAAUCCUUGUUCUUCGGUGGAUGCAUGAUUGGGGCCGGAAUAUUUGGACAUCUAUCGGACUCGAAGCUAGGUAGAAAAGGAUCGUUAACGGUUGUGUGCAUACUUAACGCGCUCUUCGGUCUGUUAACUUCACUCUCGCCAAACUACCUCACAUAUGUCCUCCUCCGCCUUCUCACCGGUUUUAGCACGGGUGGGGUUGGUCUAUGUGCAUUCGUUCUCGCCACCGAGCCGGUGGGACCGUCUAAGCGAGGCAUAGCCGGAAUGUCCACCUUUUACUUCUUCUCGAGCGGGAUAGCAUUGCUCUCUGGGAUAGCUUACGUGUUUCAAACGUGGAGGUCUCUCUACAUUGCAUCAUCCGUGCCGUCGAUCCUUUUUGUGUUUUUGAUCCUACCGUUUAUUUCUGAGUCCCCUCGGUGGUACUUGAUUAGAGGACAAACGGAUAACGCUAUGAGUAUCAUGCGGGCAAUUGCGGCCACAAAUGGGAGAUGUAUACCGGAAAAUGUGUAUGUUGCGCGUGACGAGGAGGUUAAAGAUAAUGAUCAGAAGAGCUUUGAGGCUAGGUCAAAAGAAGUCAUAACCGGAUCGGUGGUGGAUGCGCUCAAAUCACCGUUAACACGGAUCCGUUUGAUUCUAGUGGUUGGAAUUAACUUCACGUGCUCGGUUGUGUACUAUGGUCUUAGCUUGAAUGUGGUCAACCUCGAGACCAAUUUGUAUGUUAGUGUGUUGGUUAACGCGGUGGCGGAGAUGCCAGCGUUUUUUCUCACGGCAGUGUUGAUUGAUAGGUUCGGGAGAAAGCCACUAGGUGUUGGGACACAAUGGUUUAGUGGGAUAUUUUGCAUUGCCGGGAGUUUUAUGGGAAACGAAGGGGCGUGGAAAGUGAUAAGGAUGUUGUGUGGUGUUUUGGGGAUUUUUGGGAUGGCAGGGACCUAUAACUUGUUAUUUAUAUAUGCAAUGGAGUUGUUUCCAACAGUGGUGAGAAACACCGCCCUUGGUUGUGCUACUCAGGCAGCACAACUUGGGGCGAUUUUGGCGCCUUUUGUGGUGGUUAUGGGCGGUGGGAUUCCGUUUUUGGUUUUUGGGGUAUGUGGAAUCGUGGGUGGGCUUCUGACCUUUUACUUGCCGGAAACUUUGAACAAGCCGUUGUACGAUACCAUGGAUGGAAUGGCGGAUGGUGAGAAUGAAGCUUAAAGGCAGAGAUGGUAAACUUAAAAAAAUGAUGAUUGUACUCGCCAAAUAGUGUGUAUUUUGUGAGAACUUGUUUACAUAUUAAUUGUAUACUUUUUAACAAAUUGUAAGGGGUAAAGAAAGUUAUGUAACGGUUGAUUUUUAAUUUAAAUCUAGUUUCAUCAA